Molecule: messenger RNA, 1102 nt
Organism: Myotis myotis
Lineage: Eukaryota; Metazoa; Chordata; Mammalia; Chiroptera; Vespertilionidae
Gene: PLEKHJ1
Product: pleckstrin homology domain containing J1
Exons: 4
Coding region: 93-614 (173 amino acids)
Biological process (GO): receptor recycling; retrograde transport, endosome to Golgi; endosome organization
Cellular component (GO): recycling endosome; trans-Golgi network; early endosome
Source: RefSeq, a predicted model, not a curated record
CUGGGACUUGCCCUCCUCGGCCUGUUCCGGUCCAUUUCAGUAGGGAUGCUUACUUUCCAACCCGGCUCCAACUUACUGUAUGGUUACAGAAAAUGACCGUGGUGUCGCCCGCUGUCCCCUACGCCCGGCGAGGGCGCCACUCUGUGUGCCCCACUCCCACCCCCGGGACGCUAGUGCCCCUCCCGGUGAUGGACAGGUUGAGAGGUCUGGGAAGCGCAGGCGCAGUAGCUUCGGAAGCGCUUCCGGGACGGCGCUGUGGAACUUUUUUGGCGCGAGUGGGGGGCGGCGGCCGGGAAAUCGCGGUCCGCACUCCGCGUUCUGGGUCCUGGGCCGCCAUGCGCUACAACGAGAAGGAAUUGCAGGCGCUGUCCCGGCAGCCGGCUGAGCUGGCAGCCGAACUCGGCAUGCGAGGCCCCAAGAAGGGCAGCGGUUUCAUCGAGGACCCGGAAAGGAAGUAUCACUUUGAGUGCUACAGCGAGGAGCAGUGUCUAGAGUGGAUGGGAGCUCUGCGUCGAGCCAGGAACGAGAUCCAGAAGAUGACUGGCAAGGACCCCCUGGAACAGUUCGGCAUAUCGGAGGAGGCCCGGUUCCAGCUGAGUGGCUUGAAGGCAUGAAUCUGGGGGUUAGGCUUGGGCUCCUCAGCUUGACUCACCGAGGCCCAAAGGAGCCCUCCCUACCUCGCCCGGCCCUGGGCUUCCGGGCCAAGCCUGGAUUUCAGAGUGAGGUGUUCAGUAGCCCCAGGCUGGUGCGGGUGGGCAGAAGCUGUGCCUUGGGACCCAUCAUACUAGUCCAGCACCUCUCAGUGCCACAUGCUGCUGCUAGAGGGCGAGUACACACUCCCAGGAGCUGUGCUUGCUUCCUCGGGCUCACCCAUCUAGGGCCUGGUGGGCUCCCGAAGCUGGUGCAGCUCUCUUGCCCUGUACAGGCUGAAUGUACAAACCGAGAUAAUGCUGUGAAGGGCUCGGGAGCCUUGCCUUCUGGGCUGCUGUGAAUUCUGCUGAGGGCCAGGGCCCGGCCAACACCUCUGGGCAGAGCUAGAAGCAUUUGCCCUUGGGCUGGUGUACUCGUUCUGUUCAAAUAAAGGUACCUCUUUUCUACACGG